This is a messenger RNA of Fusarium poae, 1221 nucleotides long. RefSeq lists its product as uncharacterized. Lineage: Eukaryota; Fungi; Ascomycota; Sordariomycetes; Hypocreales; Nectriaceae. The record is from RefSeq and is a predicted model, not a curated record. Bases 1 to 1221 code for a protein of 406 amino acids. The transcript has 3 exons.
AUGCACCUGGACGCUCCAAUACCGCGUGGCCGGAAGCCUGGGAGCUUACUACAACGCCGGCAAUCACCGGGAGCUGGCCAGAACAUGGUAUUUGUUAUUCUUGGUAGUCUCGCUGCUAUAGUCUUGGCGGGGACCUUGGUUAUCUGCAUAAGAAAGUCCCGUGCGGACAAGAAGAAGCUCAAGGGCACACAAGAGGCAAAUAAGGGAGGCAUUCUUAAGUGGCUCAAUACUGCCGGCGCAACCAUCGAUAGGAACACUUCGAUCCGCUCCGUGCUUACUCUACCCGCAUACCGACAGAGUGCUAACCACAACGAGCAAGUCUUGGGAAGAGAGGGCGAGCGAGAUGGCGUUGACGUUAUUAUCGACUUGCCAACUGCAGAAGCAGAGGAGGAAGCACGAAAUGAAGAGAUGGAGACAAUGUACCAAAUAAGAUUGGCCAGAAGACAGGCCAUUGCAGAGCGAGAGGAGCGGAGAGAACGCCGCAGAGAGGCACGACUUCGAAACGACUAUCGCGAGCUGGAAGCCAUUAGAGCCGAAACCCGGGCUGCGAAUGAGGACAACACCAUUAGUGAACUGCGAACGACUGUGGACCAGCUCAAAGACAACCGGCAGAGAUCCGUAUCAAGUGUGUCAUACGCAGACGUGGGCGUUGCACGUCACGAUGGAACGAGAAUCAGAGCCAAUAGUACCGAGAGCGAACGUGUUGGUUUGCUAUCUGAUGCUGCGAGUAUGCAAUCAGGACACCAACGCGGGCGAAGCUUUAGUUCUGCCGCUAGCCACGACGACGACUUUUCGAGUCUUGCCCCUGCGCGCUCGCGGGGAGCUUCUAUCCGAUCAGGCAGCGCAGAUGGUAGAGCUGGGUCGAGCCCCGAGCUGGUAGAAGCAGAUCUUGGUGACGAAGCGAUGCCUCCUCCAGAGUACGAGGACAUACCGCUUAACGACGACCAAUCUUCAAUUCACGGUCCCCCGCCCAACUAUCCCGGCCCUGACCAGUCUGCACCGCAGGGAACGCAGCAAACUGCAGAGCAAGAUCUGGGAUCGGAUUGGCAAAUGGCUGACGCACCAGCCAUUAGCAGACAUCACAGAAACAGUUCUCGCAACGGUGAAGGCAAUGGCGAAGCUCCGCAACUACCAAGUUUAAGCAUACCCCAGUUGCCUGAAAUCGUUAUUGAACCAUCGAGCGCACACCCACGAGACGGCGAACGGACACCACAGCGAUGA